This is a messenger RNA of Trichomonas vaginalis G3, 792 nucleotides long. RefSeq lists its product as uncharacterized. Bases 1 to 792 code for a protein of 263 amino acids. The record is from RefSeq and is a predicted model, not a curated record. NCBI's taxonomy places the organism in Eukaryota, Parabasalia, Trichomonadida, Trichomonadidae. The transcript has a single exon.
AUGUUUAAUGUAUUGAAUUUGUUUGCAAAAAGUGAAGGCAAGAAACAAGCAGAAAACAAAGGGUUAUUUAACCCUGGAAGUCAAGGACUUGUUGAAAGCCUGAAAACAGAAGUUGAGCAAUUAACAGAAGAUCUUGAAAAAUAUCGCAAAGGUAAAAUCGAGCAAGAUCUCCUCAUUGAUGAUUAUUCUGGAAGGAUUAACAAAAUUACAUCCCGUUUACCCCCAAAUCAUGUUCAAAUUCUUGAUGAAGCAACAAGUGAAGUUAAAAGAUUAGAAAGCGAAAUCAAAGAACUCAGAAAUAAGUAUAUAUCAUUACAAAAAGACAAUCAGAAUCGCUCAAAUCUCAUUGCAAACAUGAAUAAUGACGUUUUCUCAGAAAUUCAACAUAUUAGAAACGAAAAGUAUAAUAUAUCAUUAAAUCCCGAGCAAGUAUUACGCGAUUCAACAACGGAAUUAUCUGUAAAAAAGAAUCAACUCAAUAUGUUAAAUAUGAAAAUCGAAUUAUCAGCAGAAAAAGAGUUAAACAUUUCAAACAUAGAAAGAGACUACGAAUAUAUGAAUCAGCGACUUGAAAUUGUACGCAAAAAUCUUGAAAACUCCAAAAAUUUACCAAAAGAAGAAAAAGAAUUGAUAUCUAAACUCGACAAUCUCAAAAAAUCAUCAGAAAGAACAAAACGUAUCCAAUAUUAUCGCGAUCUUAACGAUUAUGAAAUGAAAUCCACUCAUUCUCAGACAUUAAUUGAAUACUGUCUAGAAAAUUCCACAAACAACAUCAAACAAACUAUCCAAUGA